GCCAGGCCCAGCACUGCCCACGGGCUGGGCGAAGGCGCCAGCAGUUUCCAGCAGACCCUCUGCGUGCUGACUCCUGCCACAACUCUCCUGGCUUCCUGGCUUCCUGGCACCUGUCUGCAAAGUCUUUACAGCGAAAGCUGUGUUCCAUGAUGAGAACUGGAGGUGGGGAGUCCUCACUCGGAGCCCAGAGUACAGUCCUGCAGCCUGAGAACUCUGGCUCUUGUUGUCUCCUCCCUCACCCGCUCCUGGCCAGGAUGGACGUCAGAAAGGACCUCCUACCCUUCGACAGCCACAGGACCCUCCACAUAUGGAUCAUUGAGAACCUGGAGCUGGUGCCAGUACCGGAGAAGGCUUACGGAAACUUCUUCAAAGAACACUGCUACAUUGUCCUCCAUGUCCCCCAAAGCCUGAAGGCCAAGCAGAGGGCUCCCUAUGACCUGCACUAUUGGGUCGGGAAGGAGGCGGGCGAGGAGGUGGAGAUCGCCGCGGGUACCUUUGGGCGACACCUGCAGGGGGCGCUGGAGGAGGCCACCGUGCAGCACCGGGAAGUCCAGGGGCAUGAAUCUGAGUGUUUCCGCAGCUACUUCCGCCAGGGAAUCAUCUACCGGAGGCGAGGCCUGCAUUCCGCCCUGAAACAUGUGGAGACCAAUGUGUACAACAUUCAGCGACUGCUGCACAUCAGAGGGAGGAAGCACGUGUCUGCCACCGAGGUGCAGCUCUCCUGGAACAGCUUUAAUAAGAGUGACGUCUUCCUGCUGGACCUGGGCAAGGUGAUGAUCCAGUGGAAUGGGCCCAACACCAGCAUCACCGAGAAGGCACGGGGACUGGCCCUGACCUGCAGCCUGCGGGACAGGGAGCGAGGUGGUCGUGCACAGAUAGGAGUGGUGGAUGAUGAGCGCGAGGCCCCUGACCUCAUGCAGAUCAUGGAAGCUGUGCUGGGCCGCAGAGUGGCCAACCUGCAGGUGGCCGUACCCAACGAGUGCAUCAGCCAGCUGCAGAAGGCCAAUGUCCGCCUCUACCAUGUCUACGAGAAGGGCAAGGACCUGGUGGUCCAGGAGUUGGCAACCCGCCCGCUGACCCAAGACCUGCUGCAGGAGGAGGACUGCUACUUCCUGGACCAGGGUGGUUUCAAGAUCUACGUGUGGCAGGGGCGCAUGUCCAACCUCCAAGAGAAAAAGGCUGCCUUCAGCUGGGCUCUGGGCUUCAUGCAGGCCAAGGGCUACCCGCCCCACACUACGGUGGAAGUGAUGAGCGACGGCGCCGAGUCAGCCUCCUUCAAGCAGCUCUUUCAGACAUGGACAGAGAGACUCGGGAAUGCCCCCAGCUGGACAGGUGCCCCGAAUCUGGUAAAGCCGGACUUGGGCAAGCUGCACAGCCAGCCUGAGCUAGCGGCCCAGCUCAGGAUGGCGGAUGAUGGCUCCGGGAAGGUGGAGAUAUGGUGCAUCCAGGACUCGUGCAGGCAGCCAGUGGCCCCCAAGCAUCACGCACAGUUGUGCUCAGGCAACUGCUACCUCGUGCUCUACACCUACCAGAGGAUGGGCCGUGUCCAGUACCUCCUGUACCUGUGGCAGGGCCACCAGGCCACCGUGCAGGCGAUCAAGGCCAUGGAUGACCACGCUGAGGAGCUGGACUCCAUGCACCACAGAGCCCUGGUGCUGGUGCACGUCACCAUGGGCAGGGAGCCCCCUCACCUUCUCUGCAUCCUCAAGGGCCAGCUGGUCGUCUUCCAGGACCACACCAGGCAGUGCGGGGCGGCGCUGUCAGCUGCCACGAGGCUGUUCCAUGUGCAGGGCACCGACAGCUACAACAGCAGCACCAUGGAGGUGCCAGCCCGCGCCACGGCCCUCCGCUCCAGUGACAUCUUCUUGCUGGUCACGUCUGGCAUCUGCUACCUCUGGUUUGGGAAGGGCUGCAGCGGAGACCAGCGUGAGGUGGCGCGGGUGGUGGCCUCGACCAUCUCCAGGAAGAACAAGGAAAUGGUGCUGGAGGGUCAGGAGCCCCCCCAUUUCUGGGAGGUCCUGGGAGGCUGGGCUCCCUACCCCAGCAAGAGGCUCCGGGGCGACACCUUCGACGUCCAGCCGCGACUGUUCGAGUGCUCCAGCAAGGCGGGCAGCCUGGUCCUCACGGAAGUGGUGUUUUUUAGCCAAGAGGACCUGGACAAGUAUGACAUCAUGUUACUGGACACCUGGCAGGAGAUCUUCCUGUGGCUUGGGGAAGCGACCAGUGAGUGGAAGAAGGAGGCGGUGGCCUGGGGCCGGGAGUACCUGAAGACUCACCCAGCAGGGAGGAGCCUGGCCACACCCAUCGUGCUGGUCAAGCAGGGCCACGAGCCCCCCACCUUCACUGGAUGGUUCCUCACUUGGAACCCCUACAAGUGGACUAACAGCCCGUCCUAUGAGGAGGUGGUGGAGGGCAGCCUGGGAGCCAUAUCUACCAUUUCUCAGAUCACAGCAGAAGUCAACAAAUUCCACCUGUCCAGAUGGCCAAGGAAUGACAGGGCAGGCUCCUUGGGCCUGCAGGCCUUCAAGAGCUCCCAGGACAGCUUAGAGAGUGAGCUGGAGCUGGGCCCCCAGGCGCGUGGCAGCACCAGCAGCAGCCACAGCAGCAGCAGCUACGCCAGCAGCCCCAGAGCCACCCUCAAUGGGGGUCUGCGCCCCGAACAACUCAUGCACCUGGCUGCCAAGGACCUGCCAGAGGGCGUGGACCCUGCCCACAAGGAGUCCUACCUCUCAGACCCCGACUUCCAAGAUAUCUUCGGGAAGUCCAAGAAGGAAUUCUACAGCAUGGCCAAGUGGAGGCAGCAGCAGGAGAAAAAGCAGCUCGGCUUCUUCUGAAGGCAGGCCCCCCCUGGCCACACUCCCCAAGGGUCCCUCCCCCACACUGAAGCCCUGGGGAGACCCUCGCUGUGACCCUCUUGGGUUCUCCCUCCCAACUUGUCAGUAAAAUCUUG
Molecule: messenger RNA, 2950 nt
Organism: Condylura cristata (star-nosed mole)
Lineage: Eukaryota; Metazoa; Chordata; Mammalia; Eulipotyphla; Talpidae
Gene: VILL
Product: villin-like
Exons: 20
Coding region: 147-2834 (895 amino acids)
Biological process (GO): actin polymerization or depolymerization; actin filament severing; barbed-end actin filament capping
Cellular component (GO): cytoplasm; actin cytoskeleton
Molecular function (GO): actin filament binding; phosphatidylinositol-4,5-bisphosphate binding
Source: RefSeq, a predicted model, not a curated record